AUGUUAAUAUUUAGUAUUAUUAAUGGAUUAUUAUCUACAUUAACUUUUAAAAGUGAAUCUUUACUUAAAACGGGUUGUGGAAUAUAUUUAUUAACAAAUUCAAUCAUAUCAAUAUUAACAAUAACUAUAUUUACAAUUAAAUAUUUUCAACUUAUUAUUUUUCAAAUGAAAUCUAUAACAAAUACAUCAUUUAUUCAUUUUAGUUGUAUAUUAACUGAUGUAUUAUUAAAAAUUCUUCUUAGUUUUGGUGAUUGGUUAUAUGUAGCUGUAGCCAUUGAAAGAACAUUAGCUGCUACACAAGGAAUAUCUUUUAAUCAGUCAAAAAGUAAAUAUAUAGCUAGAUAUGUUAUACCGAUCAUAUUAUUAUUAAUAAGUAUAUCUUAUAUUCAUGAUCCAAUAUCUCGUCGAACAAUUGAUGAUAUUGAUGAUGAACAAAGAACAUGGUGUAUUCUUGAAUAUUCAACAAGUUUAAAAAAAUAUGAUAAAUUUAUAAAUAUAUUUCAUGUUUUAAUACCAUUUAUAAUUAAUAUAUUAUCUGCUAUAUGUAUUACUAUUCAAGUAUUUCGAAUACGUGUCAAAACAAAGAAAAAAUCAGCAUAUAAAAAAAUUCUUUAUGCUCAAAUUAAACAAAAUAAACACCUUCUUAUAUCAUCAUGUAUUUUAAUAUUAUUAUCUAUUCCUCGUUUAAUUAUUUCAUUUUUAUCUGGAUGUAUGGAUUCAAUACGUACUCCAUGGUUAUAUUUAAUUGGAUAUUAUAUUUCAUUUAUUCCACCAUUACUAAUUAUUAUUUUAUUUAUUUUACCUUCAAAAACAUACAAACAGGAAUUUCUUUCUAUGAUAGCAAAAAUAAACUUUUUCUCAAAAUAA
This is a messenger RNA of Adineta steineri, 867 nucleotides long. Lineage: Eukaryota; Metazoa; Rotifera; Eurotatoria; Adinetida; Adinetidae. The record is from the annotation of a GenBank genome assembly.